AUUUGAAAAAUCACAGCCAAACUAACCACAGGGAGACAGCCAUGGAAAGCUUGAAGCUCCCAUACUCUUUACGCAGCAGCCAUGGAAGCAAGGCUCUCAUUCCAUUUCCAUCUUCAUGCUUGUCUCCCAAACCACCCUCUACAAUCCUCCCAAACCGCCAAUUUGCGCUUUCCACUGGUCUUUUCACGAGAACCAUUACCCUUUUUUCUCCUAGUAUUUUGCCCUGUGGUCAUUGUGAACUCAUGGAAGCACGGCGCAUACAAUUUCACUCAAGAAGUACAUCAGCAUCAAUACAGCCCAUGACUGAGGAACUGAUGGGGGAUGCAUCCAAGGACCUACCUGUAAGUGGGGAUUCUAUACGCCGUCGAUUCCUUAAUUUUUAUGCUUCCCGUGGUCACAAGGUUCUUCCAAGUGCUUCUCUGGUGCCGGAUGAUCCAACAGUUCUACUGACAAUUGCUGGAAUGCUUCAAUUCAAGCCUAUAUUCCUUGGAAAGGUUCCCAGACAGGUUCCUCGCGCUACGACUGCACAAAGGUGUAUACGUACCAAUGAUGUGGAGAAUGUGGGUCGAACAGCUCGACAUCACACAUUUUUUGAGAUGCUUGGAAACUUCAGUUUUGGAGAUUACUUCAAGAAGGAAGCAAUUAAAUGGGCAUGGGAGCUUUCAACAGUGGAAUUCGGAUUGCCAGUUGACAGACUAUGGGUUAGUGUUUAUGAAGACGAUGAUGAAGCUUUUGAAAUCUGGCGUCAUGAGGUGGGGGUUCCUGUGGAGCAUAUAAAGAGGAUGGGUGCAGAUGACAAUUUCUGGAAUAGUGGAGUUACUGGUCCUUGUGGUCCAUGCUCAGAGCUUUAUUAUGAUUUCCAUCCUGAGAAGGGAAUUUUAGACACUGAUCUUGGAGAUGAUACUAGGUUCAUAGAGUUCUACAAUCUGGUUUUCAUGCAAUACAACAAAAAAGAGGAUGGUUCGCUCGAACCAUUAAAACAGAAGAAUAUAGACACUGGGCUUGGUCUAGAGCGUUUGGCUCGCAUCCUUCAGAAGGUUCCAAACAACUACGAGACUGACUUGAUUUAUCCCAUUAUAGAGAAGGCCUCAGAAUUGGCAAAUGUGUCAUAUGCUCUUGCUAAGGAUCAUACCAAGAUGAAGCUUAAAAUUAUAGGAGAUCAUUUGCGUGCAAUUGUAUAUCUCAUAUCAGAUGGGGUGUUCCCAUCAAACAUUGGGAGAGGGUAUGUUGUUCGGCGCCUCAUCAGAAGGGCUGUCCGUACUGGCAGGUUGCUUGGUAUAAAGGGGGAUGGUAGGGGUAACCUUGAAGGAGCAUUUUUACCAGUCGUUGCGGAAAAAGUAAUAGAAUUAAGCACACUUAUUGAUGCGGAUGUAAAAGACAUAGCAUCCCGUAUUCUUGAGGAGUUGAAAAGGGAAGAACUUCGUUUUGUACAGACAUUGGAGAGAGGAGAAAAAUUGCUGGAUGAAAUGCUAGCUGAUGCAUUAUUAAGUGCAAAAGAAAAUGGAACUGCACCUUGUUUGUCCGGCAAAGACGCCUUUCUUUUGUAUGACACAUAUGGGUUUCCAGUUGAGAUAACAAAAGAAGUGGCUGAAGAACGUGGUGCCAGUAUAGAUAUCGAUGGUUUUGAUAUCGAAAUGGAGAACCAAAGGCGCCAAUCUCAGGCUGCACAUAGUGCUGUUAAACUUGCAGUUGGAAAUGGUGCAGAUCUUGCAGAAGAUGUACCUGACACUGAAUUUCUUGGAUAUGACACCCUUUAUGCUAGAGCGGUAGUGGAAAGCCUUCUCGUGAACGGGAACCCUGUGAUACAGGUUUCUGAAGGAAGUGAUGUAGAAGUUCUGCUGAACAGGACUCCAUUUUAUGCUGAAUCAGGUGGUCAAAUUGGAGAUCAUGGAUUUCUAUAUUUCAACAAUGGUGAAAGCCUACAGAAAGCUGUUGUUGAGAUAAAAGAUGUCCAAAAAUCUUUUGGUAACAUAUUUGUUCAUAAGGGUACUAUUAGAGAGGGAGUUCUAGAGGUUGGUAGAGAAGUGGAAGCAGCGGUAGAUGCUAAACUGAGGCAGCGAGCUAAGGUUCAUCAUACUGCUACUCAUUUGCUACAAGCUGCACUUAAGAAAGUUGUAGGGCAGGAAACAUCACAAGCCGGUUCAUUGGUUUCUUUUGAUCGUCUCAGAUUUGAUUUCAAUUUCCACCGACCACUUCUUGACAGUGAGCUCAUGGAAAUUGAAGGACUAAUUAACAGAUGGAUUGGGGAUGCAACACUCCUUCAAACUAAAGUCAUGCCUCUUGCUGACGCAAAAAGAGAUGGGGCUAUUGCAAUGUUUGGGGAAAAAUAUGGAGAACAGGUGCGUGUUGUAGAGGUCCCAGGUGUAUCAAUGGAACUUUGUGGUGGGACCCAUGUUAGCAAUACCUCUGAGAUACGUGGCUUCAAAAUAAUCUCAGAGCAGGGUAUUGCAUCUGGAAUUAGACGUAUAGAAGCUGUGGCUGGUGAAGCUUUCAUUGAAUAUGUCAAUGCUAGAGAUUACCAUAUGAAAAAUCUAUGUUCGACUCUCAAAGUCAAAGCUGAAGAAGUAACAACCAGGGUAGAAAACCUCCUAGAGGAGUUACGGAUGGCAAGAAAUGAAGUUUCUGCUUUGCGAUCAAAAGCAGCAGAAUACAAAGCAUCAAUUAUUGCAAGCAAGGCAUUCCCAGUGGGAACCUCAAAAAAGAUAAGGGUAUUAGUGGAGUGCAUGGAUGAUACUGAUGCUGAUUCACUAAAAAGUGCGGCGGAGUAUCUGGUGGAUGUGCUAGAAGAUCCAGCAGCUGUCGUAUUGGGCUCCUGUCCAGGGGAAGGGAAGGUUAGUCUGGUUGCUGCAUUCACUCCUGGAGUCGUUGAUUUAGGAGUACAGGCAGGGAAGUUCAUAGGGCCUAUAGCUAAGUUGUGUGGUGGGGGAGGGGGUGGCAGGCCUAAUUUUGCUCAGGCAGGCGGGAGGAAGCCUGAAAAUUUGUCGAGUGCUCUGGAAAAAGCCCAGUCAGAGCUUGUUUCAAUCCUGACUGAGAAGGCAAGCUGACAUUUUCUCAGUUGCAAGUUUACACAAGACAACAAUUUUUGCUCCUCCUCAAGGCUGCAGAGCAAUUCUUUGUUUAUCUCACACAGACAUGGCUGUAGAUUGUGGCAAAUUACAAUACCCUCCUUUGUUUAAAGUAGGAAAAAAAAAUUUAGAGCAUGUACAGAUUUGCUUCAUUGGUUCCACACAAUUAGGUUCUAGUGACAGGACAUUAUGUUAUGGUUUUCUACUAGGCCCUCAAAGUCUUGGUCUUGUGAUACUUCAGUAUGGAAAAUUAUUAGUUUCAAGAAUGAAAGGCUACCAACUUUGACAAA
Alnus glutinosa is the source of this 3355-nucleotide messenger RNA. RefSeq names its product alanine--tRNA ligase, chloroplastic/mitochondrial. Gene Ontology annotation, cellular component: chloroplast; cytoplasm; cytosol. Gene Ontology annotation, molecular function: amino acid binding; aminoacyl-tRNA deacylase activity; ATP binding. The record is from RefSeq and is a predicted model, not a curated record. Gene Ontology annotation, biological process: tRNA modification; alanyl-tRNA aminoacylation. NCBI's taxonomy places the organism in Eukaryota, Viridiplantae, Streptophyta, Magnoliopsida, Fagales, Betulaceae. Bases 42 to 3044 code for a protein of 1000 amino acids. The transcript has 13 exons.